Molecule: messenger RNA, 402 nt
Organism: Colletotrichum higginsianum IMI 349063
Lineage: Eukaryota; Fungi; Ascomycota; Sordariomycetes; Glomerellales; Glomerellaceae
Exons: 2
Coding region: 1-402 (133 amino acids)
Source: RefSeq, a predicted model, not a curated record
AUGGAUACCCACACGCAAGCAGUCUCCUGGUACGACGCCAUAAUGACUUACUCGUUACUAUCAUCCGACUAUCCCACCAUUGUUAGAUACAUCUCCGCCGCCUUCAUUGCUCUGGGCUUCAUAUUCUUCAUCCCCAUCAUUAUUCUCGUCGCUGUGGACUUCGGCAUCUACAUUUACAGAAUAUGCUGGAGCCGCCCAUGGAACCAGAACAGGAACCAGCCAGCGCACUUGCGUGAGCUAGGGCACCACCACGAGGAGCAACUGCACAAGCUCCCGCUAGACGUGGUAGACGGGUCGUCGACAGUGACCUCGACAGUGACCUCGACCGUAGCAGCCGCUGCAAGGAAACGGAUACAGCGUCUGAGCGAGUCCGAUGGCGGGAGCGAUGCAUCAUCCGCGUAG